This is a messenger RNA of Pogona vitticeps (central bearded dragon), 6539 nucleotides long. RefSeq names its product collagen type VIII alpha 1 chain (gene COL8A1). The record is from RefSeq and is a predicted model, not a curated record. Gene Ontology annotation, molecular function: protein binding; extracellular matrix structural constituent conferring tensile strength. Gene Ontology annotation, biological process: extracellular matrix organization. Lineage: Eukaryota; Metazoa; Chordata; Lepidosauria; Squamata; Agamidae.
GCAGCUGAUCAGAGCACUUUCUCGGUCUUCAAGUGAUCUCUUCCCUUUGGAUCUUUCCUACUCAAGGUUACGGCAAUGCUGUUGUCAUCCACAUGGCUACCGGCAGUGAUGGCAGCCAUUUACCUUGUGUUACUGCGAACCGUCCAAGCUGGUGCUUAUUAUGGGAUCAAGCAGAUGCCUCCCCAAGUGCCACAGUAUCAGCCUCUUGGACAACAACCUCACAUGCCUUUGGGCAAAGAUGGCAUUCCAAUGCAGCACAUGGGCAAUGAGGGGCCACAGCUUCCCUAUGGGAAAGAAUAUGUGCCUCAGUAUAUAAAAGAAAUCCCACAGAUCCCCAUGCUGGGAAAGGAAAGGGUUUCAAAGAAGGAGAAAGUGGAAAUUCCUCUAGCCAGUUUGAGAGGGGAGCGGGGUCCUCCCGGGGAGCCUGGACCAAGAGGCCCACCCGGACCUCCCGGGUUACCAGGACACGGAGUGCCAGGAGCGAAAGGAAAACCAGGUCCACAAGGGUAUCCAGGAAUUAGCAAACCAGGCAUGCCCGGAAUGCCAGGAAAACCAGGAGCAAUGGGACCUCCCGGACCAAGAGGCGAGAUGGGGCCAAAGGGAGAGAUUGGAUCGAUGGGCAUUCCAGGCCCCCAAGGACCACCAGGACCUCAUGGAUUACCUGGAAUAGGAAAACCAGGAGACAGAGGAUUGCCAGGACAGGCUGGAGCAAAGGGAGAACCAGGAAUGAAAGGACCACCAGGAAUACAAGGCCCACCAGGUCCCAAAGGAGAUAAGGGCAUUGGCAUUCCAGGAUUGCCAGGACUAAAAGGUCCACCUGGUUUACCUGGUCCUCCAGGUCCUGUUGGACUUCCUGGGGUAGGCAAACCAGGAAUUAUUGGUUUUCCAGGCCCCCAGGGACCUAUGGGUAAAUCGGGACCUCCAGGGGAACCAGGACCUCCAGGAUUAGCUGGAGCUCCUGGAAUUCAAGGUCCUCCUGGCCUUCCAGGUAUAGGAAAACCAGGCCAGGAUGGAAUACCGGGACAGCCAGGCUUUCCAGGUGUAAAAGGUGAGCAAGGCUUGCCAGGGUUACCAGGACCUCCUGGUUUACCUGGGAUUGGAAAGCCAGGUUUUCCUGGAGCUAAAGGUGAACGUGGCAUGGUUGGUCCUCCAGGGCCACUUGGUCCUAAAGGCGAAAAGGGGCAUGUGGGCCCACCAGGCAUGGGUGGGCCACCAGGAGAGCCAGGCCAACCAGGUUUGCCAGGGGUAAUGGGUCCCCCAGGUGCUAUGGGGUUCCCAGGUCCUAAAGGAGAAGUUGGAGUUAUUGGGCCUCCAGGUCCUACUGGCCCCAAAGGUGAACUUGGCUUACAAGGUUUCCCAGGAAAGCCUGGUUUUCCAGGUGAUGUGGGGCCUCCAGGUCUGAGAGGCUUGCCUGGUCCCAUUGGCCCAAAAGGAGAAGCUGGUCACAAAGGUUUGCCAGGUCUGCCGGGUGCUCACGGGCCCACAGGCCCCAAAGGAGAACCUGGGAUCCCAGGAGCUCAAGGCUUCCAAGGCCCUUCUGGAAUCCCAGGCAUUGCAGGACCCAGUGGCCCCAUUGGCCCUCCAGGACUUCCUGGGGCUAAAGGUGAACGGGGUCCUCCAGGCCCACCAGGUUUUCCAGGAGUCGGGAAGCCUGGUGUGGCUGGGAUGCAAGGGCCACCUGGAAAGCCUGGGUUAGUUGGUGCUCCUGGCCAGCAAGGUCUCCAGGGACCUCCAGGCCCACCUGGUCCCCCAGGACCCCCUGUCAUAAUCCCACCCACACCACCAGCUAUGGGACAGUACUUGCCUGAAGUGGGUCCGGGCCUCGAUGGAGUGAAGACUCCAUAUGGCUAUAUGGGGAAGAAAGCUAAACAUGGUGCUGCUGCCUUUGAGAUGCCAGCGUUCACAGCUGAGCUCACCACUCCUUUCCCGCGGGUUGGGGUGCCUGUGAUGUUUGACAAGCUCCUGUACAAUGGCAGGCAGAACUAUAAUCCACAAACUGGCGUCUUUACCUGUGAAAUCCCUGGGAUCUACUACUUUGCCUACCACGUGCACUGCAAAGGGGGAAACGUCUGGGUGGCUUUGUUCAAGAACAAUGAGCCUUUGAUGUAUACUUAUGAUGAAUACAAGAAAGGUUUCCUGGACCAAGCCUCUGGGAGUGCUGUUGUUCAGCUGAUGCAAGGAGAUAGAGUUUAUAUCCAGAUGCCUUCCGAGCAGGCAGCAGGACUCUAUGCCGGGCAGUACGUCCAUUCAUCUUUUUCAGGAUAUUUAUUGUAUCCCAUGUAAACCAAACACUUGGACAAAAUGAGAACUUUUUUUGUGUGCUUCAAACCUAUACCAUUGAAAGAUGCAUUUAAUUACCUUUUUUUUUUGGACCAACAUGUACAAUCAUUGAAAUAAAAUUACCGAAUUAAACAUUAUGUACAGCUUUUAAAAAAGGAAGAAAAGGUGGUUAUAAACCCAGUGGAGACCUUUUUGCAGCUGUACACGGAACAUUUUCUACCUUUGCCUCCUUCGUUUCAUUGAAAAUCAUGGCAAGUCAGAGUUGACAUUUUUGUCCUUCUUCAUCAAUUAGUUCUAAUGAUUUGUUGACCUGAAACAUCUGGUUUAAUUGGGGAACACUAAAGAAAGAAACAGAGGAGUUUGUUUAAUAAUACUUUAUUUCUAGAGAUACUUUUCCCCCCCUUGGGAGCAAGGACAACACUGACAUAAAGUAGGCUCAGCAAUUCCACUAGAAAAGCCAGAAGAUUGCCUCAAAUCUUGUCUUAAAAUGACAUUUCCCUCUAACGUAUAUUCGCAAAGAAUGCUAGGGCAGGCCAGCUUUCAGUAUCAGCUGGUAAAGAGGCUGAUUUUCCAGGUGGAUCAAAAUCCAACGAAAAUGUUCCCAAUGCUUUUUCCAGUGUGAAGUGGGUUCUUGUAUAAAUAUAAAAGUAUAGAAUAUAGAAAAUCGAUUACUCUAGAGGGAAGUUUAGCACAAAGUGAUUAUGUGCUUAUAGGAAGCCAAUAAAUGCGGAUACAGUGCAGGUUAGUAGUCACCAGAUGGUCAGUGUUGUCGCACAGCCUGACUGUUGGACCUCUGGACAUGGAAAUUGGGAUGGUAAGGCAAAUGUAACUAAGGUAGGCAUGUGGAAUCCUUGGUGCUCCAGAUAGUCUGGGCUAUAACCCACCCCCCAACUCCCCUAUUCUUUAUCAUUUUUCAUGCUGACUGGAACUUCUGGAAUUAGAAAUCCAAAAUACAUGGCAGAACAAAAGUUUCGAGUCUAUGAACUAUGACAAUGAAUACAACAUCAGAGUCAUGGAUAUCAUGACUGAAAUAGGCUCAAGGUCCUGGGUGUGAUCUAGCUGAAAGCACUCUUAGAUGACUUUCAUUUCACAUGGAAUUACUGGCAUAAUUAGAACCAAACGUCUUAAAAGUACACGUAAGAUGUAGGGCUGGCCCUAAAAUUCCACAGAGCGUAGUCUCUGCCUCUGGUGGCAGACACCACCAGGAAGUGAAUGAUUAAAAGACCCGCACUGAAUGAUUAGAAGUGCCGUUUCUGCUAUACAGUCUGCCUUGAUGCGCUCAGGGGCAGUUGAGGUUGCUGUUUUGUCACCAGUAUUAUAGUAAGAGUCAACAUCCAGCCUGUUGGGUUUUGUACAUAGAAUGAUUGGUGGCACCAUCUUGUCUCCCACUUCAUUCAACCAGCCUGAUAAAAAGAGCUCUCCUGGGUCAGACCAAAGGCCCAGUUUUGUCCAUUUUUUCUGUUUCUGCAGUAGCCAAUCAGUUGCCUGUGGAAAGUCCAAAAGCAGGAUGAGAGCACGCAAGCCCUGUUCCACUGGUGUUCCCCAAGAGCUCACAUUGAUAUGCAUUAACUACAUUGAGAUACUGACUCACAUAUACUUGCCCUUCCACCCCAAAUAAACACACAUGUGUUGUUCACACAGAGGCAGCAAAUGUGAAAGACUCUUGUAGAAAGGGUUGGCUUUUUGACUUUUCCCUCUCCGGCAUGUUUUUUUGCUGAAAACUGCACUAAAGGCGGGGGGGGAGGGUAUGUAUACCUGUCCAGAGAAGACAGUUAAAAAAGGCUGAGAUAUCUGAGUUCUGCUGUGCCAUUGAAAUCAACGGGCUAAAUGCAUUUGUUAGUUCAGACUAGAGUAUACCCAUUUAAUGAAUGGAACAUACACAAGCGCAAAUAAGAAAUUCUGUCUGUACAAGGUAUGCCUUCUAGCUGGGGCUAUCAAUUGGAUUUAGUAUUAAAGAAAUUAUAUUUGGCUGGAUUAUGACCCAUGUUUGCAAACCUUUGUGCUUGCAAACCACAAACUUUUAAGAAAUUAGUUUCUUUGGGAUUUAGAAUGAAGUACUGAUUGUUUGAUAUGCUCAGAACUGAAGCUGUUUAUUCAUGUAUCAUUUUUUAUGUCUGCUUAAUCAAUAAAGGACAAGAUAGCUAGCAAUGAUUCAGAACAGUGCCUUUGCUUCACUUUUGCUCUCAUGCAAAUGAUUUGCAUGAAGAUAAUGUUAGGUAACAGAACAAGUGAUUCAAAUAUUUCACAUUUCUCUUUCAUUCCUCCUGGCCUAUAUUUGCCUAUGAGGAUGUACAAGCUAGAGAAUCUUGUGCAUGUGUAGGUAGCAGAACAAUUUUGGCCAUACUCUUGCAUGGAGUUUGGCAUACAGAAGUUGACUGACCCAGAUCAAAAUGCAGAGCUCCUCUUGCUGAGGGCUUUUGGGAGUUGCAGUCCAAAGGGAGUAAGUUUUACAGGUUUGGUUACAAUGUUUUGGGUAGGAACUGAGUAUGUUUUGGAUAGGAGUCAAGUGUGCAGACAUGGCCCACUCUCUGUUCUGAUUGCUGCAAAGGGCAACAGAAUCAAGAGAUACCGUAAAAUAUCCAAAAACGGAGCAGAAUUCCACUCUUCUGGAACCCAGGGAAAACUUUAUCUAGAGUGUACACACUUUCACCCAGCCACUCUGAUUUUCCUAGAGUUUAGGAAGUUACUUCCUGGAUUCUGAUUCCUAUAAUCCCCCAUCUGCCAGCAGCCAUGUUGGCUUCAAGAUAAUAGCACUUGUAGUUAGAAACUUAAUUUUUCCAGCUCUGGAAGUGAAAGCAACAUACUCCAACCACAGAAUAUAAACUGUCCGGUUCAUGCUUUGCUUUAAAAUGUUGAGGAGGUGGCUAUGAUAAAAAUAUGAAUUUAAUGGCCAGAAUCCUAUUCAGGUUCAUGUAAGAUCUGCAUAGCAAGCUGUGGCUAGUUGUAGCUAACUGAUGAAGUACAGAGGUUCCAUGCCUGGUCACAUGUCUGAUUAUGCCACCAUGUCCCAGCACCUCAUCAGCAAGUUAUGCAAGCCUUACAUAAAUACUAGUAGAAUUCCAACUGUUACAUAUAUACCUAUAUAUUUAACAUGGAUUUAUCCUUGUUUAUUUGCUCUUUACAGUGGAUAAAUUUAUGGACCACAGCUUCCAAAAUGGCCCUGUCAGAAUGGCUAUGUUGGCUGGAGGAUCUGGGGACUUGUAGCCCCAAAAGUGACCCUUCUAACCUCUGGAUUUUACCCAUUUCAACCUGUUCUCCAUGUUCAACUCACUCAUAGAUUAGAAUGAACUAACUCAGUGAAAUUAAAGUUUGUCUAUGACAGAAAUAUAGGCAGGCACUGUAAACUUGGGCCCACAAGAAUUCUCCUUCAUGUAAGACAAUGUGAUCUCCAGAGAUCUUCUGUGGUGCCCAUAGGAAAGGUCCUAGUUCAGAGGUGAACAAAAUGCAGCCCAGGAGACACAUACCCCUCCCCAGGCUGUUUGAUUGUUGUUGUUGGUGAUAGCAGCGUUAUUCUGACCCAGAAUGGUAGUUCACCAGUUUAAAAGGCCAAUGUCUCUCCACACACUGUUAAUCUCUCUCCCCCGCCCCAUUUUUUUCCAGAAGUAUUAAGUUGGCUGCCACCCACUCAAGUGUUAUUUUUGGGGAGGGUUUCUGGCCAUUUUUAGUGGCCUCUGGGGAGGUUCUCAGGGGUGCAGAAUUGGCCCUUAGAGCUGUCAAAGCUGCCCACCCCCAAAUCUAGUUGGAUUAAUAUUUCCGCAAACAAUAAACUUCACUACUUUAACCUUUUGGUGGAUCCUGUCCUCUCAGCAACGGGGCUUAUCUGUCAGUUUUGAAAACACGAGUUGCAUGGGUUGUUUAGAAUAAAGGGAUGCAAUUCAAUGCUGUAACACCAGUGGUUUUAUGUGAGUUUCGAACCCUGAAAUGAAUCUAACAUUCAGUACUUCUGCAUUUUAACUGAAGCCUCCAUAUUUAACAUAGAAAAGUCAAGGUCUUCUAUGCACACUCAGAAAAAUAUGGACUCAAACUGGCAUUAUUUCAAUUAUUUAAGUUCAGUGUUUAAUAAAAUAAUAUAACAUCAGUACAAGACGGCAACAAUAAAUAUAUGGUGCUAGAAAAUCAAAUGUUUCAUAGAAGGUUGAGAGCAAUAGUCACAGUUACUGCGAUAAGAGAUGAGAGAGAUGAAAAUAGCAGAUAAUUUUGUAUUUAAUUUUUUUUGUACUGAUUGUAAAAGAGCUUAUUAAAUAUCUUUUUAAAAUGUU